AUGGCCCCCAGCCCUGGGGGUGCAGGGGACACGGCAGCCUCCCGGAAAGCGACCAGGAAACACCCCGAGAGGACAGAGCUCUUCGCCCACCUGAGCCGAGCCGCCGGGCGCCCUGUGCUCCCCGAGCCGCAGGGCGUGCUCAAGCGGCCCUUCUCCCGCUCCUUCGGGGACCACGACUACUGCCAGGUGCUGAAGCCUGAGGCUGCCCUGCAGAGGAAGGUGCUCAGGUCGUGGGAGCCCCUGGGCCAGGUGGAGAUGGAGCACAAGAGGAGGGUCCCGGCCGCCCACUACCAGGGGCUGGACCUCGGCAAGGAGGCGGGAGGCGAGAUGCUGUGGAAGGACGGCGUCAAGCAGCUGAGAGACCAGGAGAUCCGAGCCAGCUUAACAAAGCACUUUGGCUUUCUGGACAGUGCUCUCGACGACAAGGACAUGGUCUUCUGUAAGACCCCCGAGUAUGACACGGUCUUUGAAGACAGCUGCAGCGAGAGCGGCUCCCCUGUGGAGGAGGAGGAGGAGGAGGAAGAGGAGGAGGAGGAGGAGCACGGUGACACCAAGCUGUGCCUGCGGAGAAACCACCUUUCUAGGACCAGUUUGCGUUUCUGUUCCCGGAGCAGGUCCAGCUCGGGGUCUUCGUGCUGCCGGUCCCGAUCGCCCGCAAGCAGACGCACCUUCAGGUGUGAGAACGGCGAGCAGUGUCAGGGUGGGAGCGGGCACCGGGGCCAGCUGGAGAAGAGACAGGAAAAGGCCAUCGGGGAAGGCCGGGUGGUGUAUAUCAGAAACCUCUCCAGCAGCAUGAGCUCCAGUGAACUGAAGAAACGCUUUGAAGUGUUUGGUGAAAUCGUGGAGUGUCAGGUCCUGUCCAGGACUAACAGGGGGGAUAAAUAUGGCUUCAUCACCUACCGGUAUUCAGAGCAUGCCGCCUUGUCUCUGAAAAACGGCACCUCGCUAAGGAAGAGGAAUGAGCCUUCGUUCCAGCUCAGCUCUGGUGGCCUCGGGCACAUCUUCUGGACCAGAUAUGCUGACUUGGAUUGCAGCGUGGAGGAGUCCUCCCCAGCUCCAGUGAAAAGCAAGUACGAGACCAUGGAUUUCGACAGCUUGCUGCAGGAGGCCCAGCUAAGCCUGCAUCGGUAA
Molecule: messenger RNA, 1131 nt
Organism: Leptosomus discolor (cuckoo roller)
Lineage: Eukaryota; Metazoa; Chordata; Aves; Leptosomiformes; Leptosomidae
Source: RefSeq, a predicted model, not a curated record